AUGAGUCUAACACCGUUACGGAAAGCUUCGUCUUCUAGAUUGGUUAAACAAUUUUCUGAAACUAACGUUCUUUCAACUAACGGCGAUGAGAUUUUGGAUAGAGGAGAACUUGCCAAACUUGAAAAUCGAUUUGUUUUUGAAUGUGCUUGGGAAGUUGUUAAUAAAGUUGGUGGAAUUUACACUGUCCUUCGAACAAAAGCGCCAAUUAGCACUGAUGAACUGGGGGAUCAAUAUUACAUGAUGGUUAGUUUUUAAAUUAUUUUUUUUCAAUUUUUUAAAGUAGCAUAAAUGCUUUGAGUCAAAAUUUUGCGGACAAAAAAUUUUUUGCGGACGCUUCUUGCAGAUUUUUUAAAUUUAGUUCAAGAUUUGUUAUUUUUGGCAGUUCCUUUAUGCUUCGAAUCGUUUUUUAUUUGUAUUUUUCGCUCAAAAUUAAAUUAUUUCUGGACUCGUUCGCAAGUACUGUCCGCAAAAAUAUUUU
This is a messenger RNA of Meloidogyne enterolobii, 478 nucleotides long. The record is from the annotation of a GenBank genome assembly. NCBI's taxonomy places the organism in Eukaryota, Metazoa, Nematoda, Chromadorea, Rhabditida, Meloidogynidae.